AUGUUUCUACAUGUAGGACUGCUGCUCCUGAAGCAACUGCUACCCACAGAAUUAUUUUAUCACCAUUGCUUGCUUGUGACAGGUAUCAGACUAUUAUGUGAGGGCAUAACUAAAACCACCAUCAGCGUAGCUGAAGCCAUGCUCCUUAAUUACACUAGACUCCUUCCAAGUCUUUAUGACAUCACUGAAGCGACUUAUAAUUCUCACUCUCUUACUCAUUUUCCUCAGCAGGUGCGAGAUCAUGGUCCUCUAAUUCUACAUUCAACAUUCGUGUUUGAAUCCACGUUAGCUCAUCUAAAACGGUUGUUUCACGGUAUGAGGGGCAUACCGGACCAAAUUAUUAAAAAGCUGGCAAUAGCAAAUGGGCACAUCCUAAAGAAAGUCCAAAGAAACGAGGCGGUAAAAGAACUAGCUGAAACGUUUUUGAAACCAUCCGGCUCUCAAAACGUGGUAGAGAUGAAUAACAGGAUCAAGUUUAUUCCACCUUUGCAGCAGAAAGUCCCUGAAGUCCAACAUCCAAUACAAAAUUUCCCUGUCGAUGCAGAUGGAAUAGCAGUUGCCCAACGUAUGAUAAAAGACGGGCAAGUUUACCAUAGUUCUCACUAUUCUCGUAAGAAAAACUCCGCUAGUUUCUUGGUGCAGUUUAGUGAAGAAGGGUCUGUGUAUUUUGGGAAAGUUGAAUACUAUGUGAGAAACAGCGAUGAUGGAUUUGCAGUGGUCAAUUUGUUUAGAAAUCUCCAGUUGAACGUUUCUGAGAUAAAUAUUGUCCAGCCUGAAGAUCCAGUUCUAAAUGAGUUUUGGUCCGCUGGUUAUCUUGGUUGCCACUUCACGGCAGUGCAAAGGACCCAACAAUAUAGAUACAUUCAUUGCUCAAGCAUCACACAUCGAAUUGUUUUUGUUGAAACUGAAGAACCAGAUGUUGAUGGCUACGUUUCGACAGUUUUAAAAAGCUACCAACAUGACUAA
Paramuricea clavata is the source of this 966-nucleotide messenger RNA. The record is from the annotation of a GenBank genome assembly. NCBI's taxonomy places the organism in Eukaryota, Metazoa, Cnidaria, Anthozoa, Malacalcyonacea, Plexauridae.